This is a messenger RNA of Symbiodinium sp. CCMP2456, 765 nucleotides long. Lineage: Eukaryota; Dinophyceae; Suessiales; Symbiodiniaceae. The record is from the annotation of a GenBank genome assembly.
AUGGCGCCAUCCGGCUCCGACACAGAGGAGCUCUUGGAUACGCCCGAGCGCAGCAGCCCGGCCUUCCCGCGCCGGGUGGUGCUGGUGCUUGCUGGGGUGGGUUUGGUGGCCGUGACACUUCUGUCACAGAGAGGCACUCGCAACCUCCGCAGCAAGUUGGGCUUUAUCGGCCUGGACGAUGCGUGCUUGGAGAUGGGCGUGUUCUAUGCCGAUCCCCACAAGAUGGACAACACUGAAAGGACAGUAGAGUCCUCGGCUAAAGCUUGCAAAUUGAGAUGUGGAAGCACGCCUGGGUGUGAGCACUUUACCUUUUGGCCAGAUGGCGGCUGCUUGUUGACAGACUUUUCGUCCACAGCGAAGGCUGCACCUUAUCAGUACUCCGACACCGUUUCCGGCUCAGCUUUCUGUGGAGGACGACCUGGUGUGGACGGAGUGAUGCCAGGUGCACAAGCAAUUGUGGGUGCUGAUCCUUAUGCAGAGGACAAGAAACCUACCACCGCCGUCGUUCCUGGCAUCAAUGGGACCACCUGUUCAGCAUAUCCUGCCUGCACGGCGGUAGGAAUCAGUCAGGGCUCGUGUUGUCCAAACGACGACAAUGUGUUCCUGGGUUGUUGCAACGGCUUCCCGGCGCCACAAACGAAGGCUUUGCCGAUCCUGCCGGGCGCCCAGUGCGACCUCUUCCCGGGCUGCGUCAACGUCACUGGCUCCUGUUGCCCAGCUGCCGAUGGUACCAGGCUUGCUUGCUGCGAUGCCCCUGUAAUCUAA